Messenger RNA from Rotaria socialis, 360 nucleotides. Lineage: Eukaryota; Metazoa; Rotifera; Eurotatoria; Philodinida; Philodinidae. The record is from the annotation of a GenBank genome assembly.
AUGGGAGGAAAAUUACAACCACAUUAUUACGGUCCAUGUCGGUUAAUCAAACAGCUAUCACCGAACACGUUCACAGUAUGUCGUUUAAGUGAUAAUGUGAACGUGGGUGCAACGAAUACAGAUAGAAUCAAACCAUAUAUCGAAUUAAACAGAAACAACCGAGGGACGACAACAACCACAAAGGAUCAAUCAGCUCAAGAAAAACAGACUGAAACAUUAAUCAACAAUCAAGAAGCACGAUUAUCCGAUUUAUAUUUACGAAAUGUGAAAAGAAAUCAACCGCCUACGGGCAAUAAUUCAUCGCAGCGUCGAGCGUCAGAUCGUCAACGCAGAGUGUCGAUGCGCUAUAUUGAAAAUUAA